AUGACGAAACAGAGAUUUGUAUUACUUUUUGGUAGUGAAACGGGACAAUGUAAAUCAAUUGCACAAGGUGUUGUUGAUGUUGCACACGAACAACAAGAUUUAUGCAUUGAUUUAUUUGAACUUGACGAUGUUGAUAAACAAUUUAAAUUAGAAGAAGAACCAGUAAUUGUAAUAAUUACGAGUUCAACGGGCGAUGGUGAACCACCAAGUAAUGCAAGUAAAUUUUGGAGAAAAAUUCGACGAGAAAAAAAUCCAAAAUAUUUAUCACAUAUGAAAUAUACAGUUUUAGGAUUGGGCGAUACAAAUUAUUCGAAUUUUUGUAAUUGUGGUAAAGUACUUGAUCGUCGAUUUGAAGAACUUGGUGCUACAAGAUUUUAUCCAUCGAAUUGGGCCGAUGAUGCUGUUGGAUUGGAGAAAACUGUUGAACCAUGGCUAGAAGGUUUAUGGCCUGAAAUUAAAAAGAUACUACCAUCAAUAACAGAUGAUAAUCCAAUUCUAUCGAAAGAAAAUAUUGGUGAAAAGUUGGAAAAAAGUGAGACUACAUCAACCAAAGACUCAUUAGAAACAUCAAUGAAACAACUGGCAUUGAAAGAAUGUUCAACAAAUACAUCAUUUGUUCAACAUUCAACUCUGUCAAAAGAGCCUAAAACCGAAGAUAAUCUGAAAUAUUCAUCAUUAAUAGCAAAUCAAACAUUAACAUUACCACCUAAACCAGCCUAUUCACUAUGUGUACAGUUAGUAGAACCUAAAGAAGAAGAAGAAGCAUGUAAGAAUAGUUUUUCAACAGAUGCCUAUGUCUUUUGUUCCAAAUUGGUGAAACGCGAGUGCUUAACGCAUGAAGAAGCAUUAAAAUCUGUAAUGUUUAUUGAAUUAGAAUUAAUACAACAAUUUGAUUAUCAACCUGGUGAUUCUAUUAAAAUUGUGUGUGAAAACGAUGAAUAUGAGGUUGAUAUGUUAUUAAAACGUUUAGGAUGGACGAGUAUGGCAAAUAAUCUCGUGCAUAUUAUAAUUUCACCGGAUAAUACAAAAAAAUCAGCUAAACUACCAUCACAUAUACCGGAUUUAUGCACAUUAAAAUAUGCAUUUCUACAUUGUAUUGACAUUCGCUCAUGUUUGAGAAAGAAUAUAUUAAGAUUAUUAGUAGAAUUUACAUCUGAUUGUGAUGAAAGACGUCGUCUUGAAGAAUUAUGCAGUAAAGAAGGUAGUGAUGAUUACAUAAAAUAUAUGUUAGACACUAAUUUAUCAUUGUUGGAUGUUUUAAAUCACUUUAAAACUUGUCAACCUGAUUUACAAACAUUAAUUGAAUUUUUACCACCACUAAUAUCACGAUUUUACUCUAUAUGCAAUUCACCAUUACACGAUAUACCACACAUUUAUUUUGUAUAUAGUUUAUUUAAUUUUGAUAUAAAAGAUGGACGAACAUAUGAUCGUCAUGGAGUUUGUACGAGUUGGCUCAGUAAUCUUUCCAUUGGAUCUAAUAUUUCUAUACAAAAUCGAAUUAAUCAAAAUUUUCGUUUACCAUCAUCAUUAGAUAUUCCGUUAAUUAUGAUUGGUCCCGGAACAGGAGUGGCACCUUUUAUUGGCUUUCUACAACAUAUAGAUCAAAUUAAAACGUAUCAACACGCAAAUAUAUUAAAAUAUCUUUUUGUUGCCGCAUCAAGAGAAGAAGAUUAUGAGUAUCGGUACGUUCAAGAUCAUAUACGAGCAAAUGGAAAAGAACUAUCACGUUUGAUUUAUGACUGUCAUGCCCUAAUUUAUGUGUGUGGUGAUAUCAAGCAGAUGUCACGCGAUGUUCGCAAUACGAUUGGGCAAAUAUUAAAAGAGCAUAGUGAUAUUGAAAAUAUUGAUGAUUACAUGAAAACCCUUGAUACAUCUCAACGAUAUUUACAAGAUAUAUGGAGUUAA
Didymodactylos carnosus is the source of this 1905-nucleotide messenger RNA. Lineage: Eukaryota; Metazoa; Rotifera; Eurotatoria; Philodinida; Philodinidae. The record is from the annotation of a GenBank genome assembly.